Micropterus dolomieu (smallmouth bass) is the source of this 3166-nucleotide messenger RNA. RefSeq names its product gastrula zinc finger protein XlCGF57.1-like. The record is from RefSeq and is a predicted model, not a curated record. Gene Ontology annotation, biological process: negative regulation of transcription by RNA polymerase II. Gene Ontology annotation, cellular component: nucleus. Gene Ontology annotation, molecular function: DNA-binding transcription repressor activity, RNA polymerase II-specific. The coding region runs from base 226 to 2136 and encodes 636 amino acids. NCBI's taxonomy places the organism in Eukaryota, Metazoa, Chordata, Actinopteri, Centrarchiformes, Centrarchidae. The transcript has 3 exons.
AUGCUAAUAUUUUGCUUUCGUUACCGUGAGAUGCAGCUGGAGUUCAGCAGCAGAGCCUGCAUGUGAGGAUAAACGUGUUUAAGUGGACUCUGUUUAAACUUUCGGGAUGUUUCACCUCAGACUCAUCUCCUGUUAGCCAAGAAUGCUAAAGGAAGUUAGCUUGUUAGCAGGGAGUGAGCUGCGUGUCUGUAACGGAGUGUGUCUGGAGGAAAAGCUGCUGUAAACAUGUCUAAAGUCCAAACGCUGAGAGCUUUUGUCCAGCAGCGACUAAGUGCGGCUGCUGAAGAGAUAUUUGAGCUGUUUGAAAGAACGAUAGCAGAGUACGAGGAGGAACUUUGUGGACAACGCAAACUACUGGACGCUGUUUUCAAGCCUGAAGUCCGGUUACACAGAGCAGACGCCCAGCUGCUAUUGGUGAGUAAAGGAGAGGUUCCCCCUGAGGAGCAGGGCAGGAACUCCAUUCUGGACCAGAAGGACCCACCAGAGCCCCCACACAUUAAAGAAGAGUGGAGCUCCAGUCUGGACCAUGAGGACCCACCAGAGCCCCCACACAUUAAAAAGGAACAGGAGGAGCACUUGAUCAGUCAGGAGGAGGGGGAGCAGCUUCAAGGUUUCGAGGAUUCUAAUUUCAUCAAGUUCACUCCUGUCCCUGUGAAGAGUAAGUUAGAUGAAGAGAAACCUCAGUCCUUACAGCUUCAUCAAAGACUAACUGAGCAGAUGGAAACAGAAGCUGAUGGAGAGGACUGUGGAGGACCAGAACCAGCCAGGAACUCUGAUGCAGAUGGACAUCUACAACCGGCUACUCAUGACAAGAUUUCAUACUCAUCUGAAACUGAAACUGAUGACAGUUGUGACUGGGAGGAGACCAGAGAACCUGAGUCAGGUUCAAACCCUCUGCAAAACAGUGAAGUACCUGUAAGUGAUCAGGAAUGUUGUACUGGAAAAACAUCAAGCAGCUCCUCUGAAUGUGCUACAAGCUUUGGCCAGAAGGAAACCCAAAAGAUAGAGGAGCCAUUUAGUUGGUCAGUUUUCAGAAGAAUAUUUGGUCAAAUGGAAAUUCUGACGCUCCCCAUGGGAGAUAAGCAAUACAACUGCAGCGUUUGUGGCAAAAGCAUUACUUGGUCCAAGCUUAAGUACCAUCAGUGUGCUGGUCGUCAGUCCUCACACUUUCUCCAAAAGCAAACUGAACAGAACAAAGAUCCAGAGCCUAUGAAAACUGAAGCUGAUGGAGAGGACUGUGGAGGACCAAAACCAGCCAGGAACUCUAAUGUAGAUGGACAUCUGCAACUACCAACUCAUGACAAGAUGUCACACUCAGGUUUAAACCCUCUGCAAAACAGUGUACCUGUAAGUGAUCAGGAAUUUUGUACUGGAAAAACAUCAAGUAGCUCCUCUGAAUGUGCUACAAGCUUUGGCCACGAGGGAUGUCUGCAGGAACCCAACGGACUCCAAAAAACAAGAGAGGAGCCAUUUAGUUCUUCUGUCUGUGGUAAAGGAUCAGUUUUAACCAAACACUUAACAGGUCAUACAGGAGAAAAACCUUUCAGCUGCUCGGUUUGUAAAAGAAGUUUCAAAAACAGAAGCAGUUUGUCCAAACACAUGGGAACCCACACAGGGGAGAAACUGUUGAGUUGUUCUGUCUGUGGUAAAGGAUUCACACGAAAGUCAGAUAUGAGACGACACUCAAUUGUCCACACAGGUGACAAACCCUUCAGCUGUUCUGUCUGUGGUAAAAAAUUCAGACAAAACUCAAAUUUGACCUCACACAUGAGAGUUCAUACAGGAGAAAACUCUUUCAGCUGCUCCAUUUGUAAAAAAAGCUUUGGUUCCAAAAGCUGUAUGUCCAGACACAUGAGAAUCCACACAGGUGAAAAACCCUUCAGUUGUUCUGUCUGUGGUAAAACAUUUUCACAAAACUCAAAUUUGACCUCACACAUGAGAGUUCACUCGGGAGAAAAACCCUUCAGCUGCUCAGUUUGUAAAAAAAGAUUCCGUGACAAAAGUUAUAUGUUCAAACACAUGAGAAUCCACACAGGUGAGAAACCUUUUAGUUGUUCUUUCUGUGGUAAAAUAUUUUCACAAAAGUCAAAUCUGACCUCACACAUGAAGAGUUCACACGGGGGAGAAACCGUCUAGUAGCUUGUAGUAGUAGUUUGUUAUAAAUGUUUUGGGAUCACAGGAACCUCACAAAGGUGAAGAGGUCAUUUAGGAUCUUAAUUGUCAUGCUAGUCAUUGAACUCAGUUUCCCAGUAUCCUCCAAAGGUCACGCAGACGCUUGAACUCGGCCUACAGACCCAACUGCAGCCUCAAUUGGUCAAGACCUGUGACUUCAGACACCUUAUUGAUAAAACCACAGCUCUGUUUCCUCUCUUUCCACCUUCUUUCCACUCGGUUCUUCUCUCCCUUGGCUCCGCUACCUCUCAGGAGGACACCGGCCUGUUUUGACGCCACAGCGGCCUCCCAGCUUGGCCUGCUCAGACCGGACAGCCGCUUAAGAUCCUGAUGGUCAACAUGUUUUAAAAUGUGAUAUAUAAAUGAAAUGACUUUAGUUACCUCCCAACAUCACAGUUUAUUUCUAUUUGAAUGGACUCUCCUGGUCUUUGCUCUCAUUAUGUGUAAAACACGAACAGUUGAUUCUUAAAGUGCUCGGACUGUAUUUGAGUUUUAUCGGUAAGAUCUCAAGUCUUUGUUUCAAACUUUGAUUUUACACAGUUGGACAGCUGAUGUGUUGUAUUUGUUGUAUUUAGUUGCUUUUAAAUCAGAGGUUUUGGAUUUUCCAGCCUUUUUCCGGACAGUAAUCAGAUGCCAUGUGGAUGUUGAGAGAGUUAUUGGCUGCUGUAAUCAUCCUUCAGCUGGGUGUCUUCAUCCGGGGACUCAAGCAUGUUCAUUGCAGUUGUUUUGUUUUGACUCAGACUGCUGAGAUCAUUGUAAAGAUUUGUUUCUCUGCCCCGCUCACUAACACAUCAUUGGUUCAAACGUGUGGCUGCUCUUUAGUAGCUUCAUGGUUAUUUUCUCAAGGCUUAAACAUAUAUUCUCAUUUGUUUUAAGGAAAAUCUCAAUGACAGGUGUAAAUAAGUAAAUACAGUGUUUGUUCCUUACUAGUUUUCUAAUGAUGUUUGAUGUGUAAUCCAUUGUAAGUUAGCAAUAAAAAUGUUUAAUGUUUUAA